Neltuma alba is the source of this 2458-nucleotide messenger RNA. Its product is annotated as ABC transporter G family member 5-like. Gene Ontology annotation, molecular function: ATP hydrolysis activity; ABC-type transporter activity; ATP binding. Gene Ontology annotation, biological process: transmembrane transport. The record is from RefSeq and is a predicted model, not a curated record. Gene Ontology annotation, cellular component: membrane. NCBI's taxonomy places the organism in Eukaryota, Viridiplantae, Streptophyta, Magnoliopsida, Fabales, Fabaceae.
AUCUAGACCGUGUGCCCGUGAACCAAGUUUGCAAGUCCGAGGGCCUCAGUGGCUUUGCACUUUUGUUCACGAAUCUCUUCGGACCAGCCAUUGUUUCACAGUUUUGUGGUUGAAGCAAAGACCGUGGACUAGACAAGAGAAGCAGAAAGGAAGAGAGACGAAUGAAUUUCAAAAUGCAAACCAUGUAGGUGAGAGAGAGAGAGAGACAGGGACAGAAGAUGCAAACCUCCUAUUCAAUGACGAAAGAAGGUUGUGAGGUUGAAGCAAUAGGCAUUCACUACAAGAUCAGCACACAGAAAAACCAGCAUUACUUAACGAAACUUUUUAGGAACACUCCACAACUGAAUGAGGAAGAAGAUGUUCAAACUCAGAAACCAGAAGAGGAAGCAAAAAAAGAAGCACAAACUUGCGGUGGAGUGAGGCAUGUACUCAAGGAUGUGAACUUGCAAGCCAAGCCGCGGGAAAUGCUGGCCAUAGUUGGGCCAAGUGGAGCUGGAAAAUCAUCCCUGCUUGAGGUUCUUGCUGGUAAAGUAACUCCACAAAGUGGGUCUGUCUUAGUGAACCAGAAGCCUGCAGAUAAAGCUCAGUUCAGGAAGAUUUCAGGUUAUGUUACCCAAAAGGAUACUCUGUUCCCCUUACUUACGGUUGAAGAAACUUUGAUGUUCAGUGCCAAGUUGAGGCUAAAGCUUUCUCAAGAACAACUCUUCUCCCAGGUCAAGUCUCUGAUUCAUGAACUAGGACUUGGCCAUGUUUCUGGGACUCGGAUUGGAGAUGAAAACCGUGGGAUAUCUGGUGGCGAGAGGCGGCGGGUUUCUAUAGGGGUUGAAGUCGUACACGAUCCGAAGGUUCUGAUUCUGGAUGAACCCACUUCUGGGCUUGAUAGUACUUCUGCACUGCAAAUCAUUGAUAUGCUUAAGGUGAUGGCUGACUCAUGGGGACGAACUAUCAUCCUUAGUAUCCAUCAGCCUGGGUUCAGAAUAGUGAACUUGUUUAAUUCUAUAUUAUUGUUAGCCGGUGGCUCUGUCCUACACCACGGCAAUGCGGAGUUGCUGAGUGUGAAUAUGAGAUUAAUGGGUCUAGAUCCUCCUCUUCACGUUAAUGUAGUUGAAUUUGCCAUUGAAUCCAUAGAAACGAUUCGACAACACCAAAAAUGCAAACUAGUUCAGCAUGAAACGCCCCUGCAUUUGCCAGUAACCGAGCAACAAAAGAAAUCUCAAGAUGAAGAUGACAAUAAAAGUGGUAGGUUUACCCUGCAACAGCUUUUUCAACAAUCCAGUGUUAUUGAUAAGCAAAUCAUCAAUACGGGAACUGAAUUCACUUGUGAUUAUGCCAAUGCUAGAAUGAGAGAAACUAUCAUUCUCACUCACAGGUUCUCCAAGAAUAUCUUUCGUACAAAGGAGCUCUUUGCAUUUAGGACGAUUCAGAUGCUCAUGUCCGGGCUCAUACUGGGAUCCAUCUUUUGUAAUCUUAAGGAUGAUCUAGUGGGAGCUGUAGAAACGGUUGGUCUUUUUGCUUUCAUACUAACAUUUUUGUUAACAAGCACAAUAGAGGCUCUACCAAUUUUUCUGCAAGAAAGGGAGAUUCUAAUGAGGGAAACCUCAUGUGGUAGCUACAGAGUAUCAUCUUAUGCUAUUGCCAAUGGUGUUGUUUACUUGCCAUUUCUGCUCAUCCUAGCCAUUCUAUUCACUGUACCCUUAUACUGGCUUGUGGGGCUGAACAGGAAUUUCACAGCAUUUUUGUACUUCUUGUUGGUAAUUUGGUUAAUUCUUUACACGGCGAAUUCAGUUGUGGUAUGUUUCAGUACUCUGGUGCCUAAUUUUAUUGUUGGGAACUCAGUCAUCAGUGGCGUCAUAGGAUCAUUCUUUUUGUUCUCAGGUUACUUCAUAUCGAAGAACGAGAUCCCAAGUUGCUGGAUUUUCAUGCACUAUAUAUCUCUGUUUAAGUAUCCCUUCGAAGGAUUUCUGAUCAAUGAGUUCUCCAACUCAAAAAAGUGCUUGGGGUACAUGUUUGGAUCAUGUAUGGUGACUGGAACGAGUGUGCUUAAAGAAGAAGGAUAUGGUGAGGAAGAUAGUAGAUGGAAGAACGUGGGGGUCAUGGUAUGCUUUAUCGUGUUCUACAGGUUUAUUUCUUAUGUAAUUCUUAGAUAUAGAUGCUCAAGAAGGGACAUUAAGAGCUUCAUCAUCUGAAGAUGGCGACUCAAGAGAAUUCACACGUCCUAGAUUCUAUUCAAAUUUCAGACAUCAGAAUUCGGACAGCGACCAAACAAGAUAUAUCAAUCACUCACACACACACACACACACACACACACACACACACACAAACACAAAAACACAACACUAGAGUGUACUCCACGUGUAGUAUAUUAAAUUGAUGAUUAAUAUUGACAGCAGGCUCAGCCAGUACCAACAGAUCGCACUAAUAUGAUGUUAAUUUCUGUAUAGAUUAUUUUUUACGGUAA